Molecule: messenger RNA, 2793 nt
Organism: Fraxinus pennsylvanica
Lineage: Eukaryota; Viridiplantae; Streptophyta; Magnoliopsida; Lamiales; Oleaceae
Source: the annotation of a GenBank genome assembly
AUGGGAAAAAAUGUGAUCUUUACGUUGCUAACAAUUCCUUCUUUGCUUAUCUACGUUGUUGCAUCUCUCAAUAGCUCCACCGAUGAGUUUGCUCUUUUAACCUUCAAAUAUCAAAUUUCUGAUCCAAAUAAAAUAUUGGCAAAAAAUUGGUCACAAAGAACCUCUUUCUGUUAUUGGAUUGGUAUUACUUGCGGCAGAAGACAUCAAAGAGUUAGAGGCAUACAUCUAACAAAUAUGGGUUUGCAAGGCACUAUUGCAAAAGAGAUCGGUGAACUUUCUUUUUUGAGAUCCUUGAGUAUUAGCAACAACAAUUUCCAAGGAUUUAUCCAUCAUGAAGUGGGUAAUUUGAUACAACUUCGAGAAAUAGAAAUGCAAUGCAAUGAGCUAAUCGNCAACAAUUUCCAAGGAUUUAUCCCUGAUGAAGUGGGUAAUUUGAGCCAGCUUCGAGAAAUAGAAAUGCAGUACAAUGAGCUAAACGGUUCCAUUCCAUCAAGCUUUGGAUUUCUUGUAAAUCUACAAAAGUUAAACCUCUCCCAUAACAUACUAAACGGGGAUAUUCCUAACAAGAUUUUCAAUAUCUCUUCUUUGAUAGAAAUUGAUUUAGGGGACAAUAGUCUCUCCGGGCAUCUUCCAACAGAUAUCUGCACCAAUCUUCCAAAGCUAGAGAAGCUAAAAAUUACACAGAAUCAAAUAAGUGGCAACAUUCCUCCGAGUUUGGGAAUGUGCAUGAAUCUUGAACAUCUUUUUCUAUCGAAGAAUAAUUUCUCUGGAAACAUUCCUAUGGAAAUUGGGAACUUGCCAAAGCUUCAAAUUCUCUAUCUAGGAAGCAAUGAUUUGAUAGGAGACAUACCUUCGACCAUCUUUAAUAUCUCUUCUCUCCUGAAAUUAUCAAUCGGAGGUAACAAAAUUUCUGGAAAGUUUCCGGAAGAUCCAUGCAACCGACUUACGAUGAUUGAAUUGUUAAACCUUGGUGAAAACAAAAUUCACGGAGAGAUACUUCCAAGUAUAUCGCAGUGUCGUGCACUUCAAAUUCUAGACAUCUCUUACAAUGAGUUCACGGGAAGUAUUCCAAAUGAAAUUGGAACCUUAUCAGCACUUCGAGUGUUAGAUUUCACAGGCAAUAACUUCAUAGGAAAUAUUCCAAGUGAAAUUGGAAACUUAUCAGCACUUGUACGUUUAUACUUGGUAGAAAACAGCUUCAAUGAAAACCGCUUCAAUGGAAGCAUUCCAUCAGAAAUUGGAAACUUAUCAGCACUUCAAUUUUUAUAUUUGAAAUCAAACAUCUUGACAGGUACAAUUCCAUAUUCAAUUGGCAGUUUAUCAAAUUUGAAGGAAUUGCAAAUUGGUAACAACAGUCUUCAUGGUCAAAUGCCUCAAUCCAUCUUCAAUCUCUCCAUGUUGCAAAUACUUGGUUUUUCAUUAAAUAAUAUCUCUGGCAAUCUACCAUCAUCAAUAGCCAGUGGGCUCCCUGAUCUCCAAGAACUCUAUUUUGGUGGCAAUCAAUUGAGUGGAGAAAUUCCUGGUUGGAUUUCAAAUUGUUCUAAGCUUAUUUAUUUGCAGCUUAGUAACAACUCGUUCAGUGGACGUGUACCCAUUAAUCUUGGGAAUUUACAAGACCUACAAAAUCUAAACAUAGAAAAUAAUCACUUGACAAAUGAUCCUUCAAUGUUGGAUUUGGAUUUUCUAUUAUCGUUGACUAAUUGUAGACACUUGACGGUCAUAGCGUUUGGUCAGAAUUUUUUUGAUGGAAUGCUUCCAAAAGUUUUGGGUAAUUUUUCGACAUCGCUUCAAGUGUUCCAUGCUUAUUCUUGUGGCAUCAAAGGUGUAAUUGCAAGUGAAAUUGGCAACAUGAGCAACUUGAUCAAGCUAGAUAUGGGAGGCAAUGAGUUCACGGGAAAAAUUCCUGAUGCGUUCAGUCAAUUGAGGAAGUUGCAAGCGUUGUCUCUUGAUGACAAUAAACUGCAUGGGUCAGUACCUGACAACCUGUGCAAUUUGGAGAAUCUUUAUCUCCUAGAUUUGGGGAAGAAUCAGCUCUCUCAGCAGCUACCGAAUUGUAUAGGAAAUCUUUCUUCUUUAAGCGAACUUUAUUUAGCUUCCAACUCAUUGACUUCAAUCAUCCCACCGACCAUAUGGACUAACACGGAACUUCAAAUAAUGGACCUGUCAUAUAAUUUUCUCAAUGGUUCACUGGCUCCAGAAAUUGGCAGCAUGAUGGGAAUGAGACAGUUAGAUCUAUCAAGAAAUCAGUUCUCAGGCGAGAUUCCAAGCACUAUUGGGAAACUUCAGAAUUUGAUAUAUCUGGCAUUGUCAAACAACCGGUUAAAUGGUCCUAUACCUGAGUUGAUUGGUAAUUUGAUUGCAUUGCAAACUUUGGAUCUAUCUUAUAACAAUCUCAAUGGAGUAAUCCCCAUGUCAUUGGCGAAACUUGAGUACCUUGAGUAUUUCAAUGUUUCGUUCAAUGAUCUCACUGGUGAAAUUCCAAAUGGAGGGCCUUUUAGGAACUUUACCUCAGAGUUUUUCAUAGGCAAUAGAGAAUUAUGUGGAGCACCUCAAUUUAAGGUCAAGUCAUGCAAAGAUAAUAGAACCAGAUUAACUGUCAAGACCAAAGUUUUGAAGUACAUUUUACCAUCAAUUGUUGUGGCAUUGAUUCUAGCCAUUAGUUUAGUUUAUUUAAUAAGACGCCGUAGCAGAAAUACACUUAUUCCAGCUCAGUCUACUUUCCCCAUCACCGUCAGGAGGAUUUCGUAUUAUGAAGUUCUAAAUGCUACCANUCAAGAGGAUUUCAUAUUAUGA